CACUCCGUUGCGCUCCGCGGGAGCAGCCACCCUUCGGCUGGGUCUCCGGUCGGCUCGGCUCGGCUCAGCAGUCGGGUGCGCCCGCAGACCGCGCGCUCGGGCUGAGGGCGCCGGCCGCCCGAGCCUCGGGGAAGGCGCGCCCCUCGGCUGGGCGCCGCGGGCAGCAUGGGGCUCCCCGCGCUCGAGUUCAGCGACUGCUGCCUCGACAGCCCGCACUUCCGAGAGACUCUCAAGUCUCACGAAGCGGAGCUGGACAAGACCAAUAAAUUCAUCAAGGAGCUCAUCAAGGACGGGAAGUCACUCAUCGUCGCGCUCAAGAAUUUGUCUUCAGCAAAGCGGAAGUUUGCAGAUUCCUUAAAUGAAUUUAAAUUUCAGUGCAUAGGUGAUGCAGAAACAGAUGACGAAAUGUGUAUAGCAAGGUCUUUGCAGGAGUUUGCCACCGUCCUCAGGAAUCUUGAAGAUGAACGGAUACGGAUGAUUGAGAAUGCCAGUGAGGUACUCAUCACUCCUUUGGAGAAGUUUCGAAAGGAGCAGAUUGGGGCUGCCAAGGAUGCCAAAAAGAAGUAUGACAAAGAGACAGAAAAGUAUUGUGGCAUCUUAGAGAAACAUUUGAAUUUGUCUUCUAAAAAGAAGGAAUCUCAGCUUCAGGAGGCAGACAGCCAGGUAGACCUGGUCCGGCAGCACUUCUACGAAGUCUCCCUCGAGUAUGUGUUCAAGGUGCAAGAAGUGCAGGAGAGGAAGAUGUUUGAGUUUGUGGAGCCUCUGCUGGCCUUCCUGCAAGGACUCUUCACCUUUUAUCACCAUGGUUAUGAACUGGCCAAGGAUUUUGGUGACUUCAAGACACAGCUGACCAUUAGCAUACAGAAUACAAGAAACCGCUUUGAAGGCACUAGGUCAGAAGUGGAGUCCCUGAUGAAGAAGAUGAAGGAGAACCCUCUGGAGCACAAGACCAUCAGCCCGUAUACCAUGGAAGGGUACCUCUAUGUUCAGGAGAAACGUCACUUUGGAACUUCUUGGGUGAAGCACUACUGUACGUAUCAGCGAGAUUCCAAACAAAUCACCAUGGUACCCUUUGACCAAAAGUCUGGAGGAAAGGGGGGCGAAGAUGAAUCAGUCACCCUCAAAUCCUGCACACGGCGGAAAACAGACUCCAUUGAGAAGAGGUUUUGCUUUGAUGUAGAAGCAGUAGACAGGCCAGGGGUUAUCACUAUGCAGGCAUUGUCAGAAGAGGACCGGAGGCUCUGGAUGGAAGCCAUGGAUGGCCGGGAACCUGUCUAUAACUCGAACAAAGACAGUCAGAGUGAAGGGACUGCACAGUUGGACAGCAUCGGCUUCAGCAUUAUCAGGAAGUGCAUCCAUGCUGUGGAAACCAGAGGGAUCAAUGAACAAGGACUCUACCGAAUCGUAGGGGUCAACUCCAGAGUGCAGAAGUUGCUGAGUGUUCUGAUGGAUCCCAAAAUGGCUUCAGAGACGGAAACAGAUAUCUGUGCUGAAUGGGAGAUAAAGACCAUCACGAGUGCGCUGAAGACCUACCUAAGAAUGCUUCCAGGACCACUCAUGAUGUACCAGUUUCAAAGAAGUUUCAUCAAGGCAGCAAAGCUGGAGAACCAGGAGACUCGGGUCUCUGAAAUCCAUAGCCUUGUUCACCGACUCCCAGAGAAAAAUCGGCAGAUGUUACAGCUGCUCAUGAACCACUUGGCAAAUGUUGCUAACAACCAUAAGCAGAAUUUGAUGACCGUGGCAAACCUUGGCGUGGUGUUUGGACCCACCUUACUGCGGCCUCAGGAGGAAACAGUAGCAGCCAUCAUGGAUAUCAAAUUUCAGAACAUUGUCAUCGAGAUCCUAAUAGAGAACCAUGAAAAGAUAUUCAACACUGUGCCUGAUGUGCCGCUCACCAAUGCCCAGCUGCACCUCCUGCGGAAGAAGAGCAGUGACUCCAAGCCCCCGUCCUGCAGUGAGAGGCCCCUGACGCUCUUCCAUGCCGUGCAGUCCACAGAGAAGCAGGAGCAAAGGAACAGCAUCAUCAACUCCAGUUUGGAAUCUGUCUCAUCAAAUGCGAACAGCAUCCUUAAUUCCAGCAGCAGCUUGCAGCCCAAUAUGAACUCGAGUGACCCAGACCUGGAUGUGGUCAAACCCACCCGGCCCAACUCGCUCCCCCCGAAUCCAAGCCCAACUUCACCCCUCUCGCCAUCAUGGCCCAUGUUCUCGGCACCAUCCAGCCCUAUGCCCACCUCAUCCACGUCCAGCGACUCAUCCCCCGUCAGGCCAGAAGAAGCUGUUCAUGGAGAUUUCAGGUACUCCUGCUCCAGAAGCGAGGUGCGGCCUACCCUCCCGCUUUCAGCUGUUGUAACUCCCAGCACACCGUUCCGGAAGGCAAAGGCCUUGUACGCCUGCAAAGCUGAGCACGACUCGGAGCUGUCAUUCACAGCAGGCACGGUCUUUGAUAAUGUUCAUCCAUCCCAGGAGCCUGGCUGGUUGGAGGGGACUCUGAAUGGAAAGACUGGCCUCAUCCCUGAGAACUACGUGGAGUUUGUCUAACCAUGGGCCCCAGCAGAACUGCUGCGCUUUACAUGGUAUCCAUGACAACUGCUGAUUCCAGUGUUGUAGCUAUUUCUCGUUGCCGCUGAGAAGUGCGAGGAAACUGACUCUUGCUCCCUGUCAUCGUGAAUGUUUCUGGGAACUCACGUCACCCAUCUCCAUGAUCAUCUCAGCUGAUGUGUGGCAAUACUGCAAGCAGAGGUCAAUCAGGAGAGGAGGCUGUUCGAUUUUGAUAAUCUAGAGAUUAUCACGUUUGCAAAGCUUCCUUAGGAGUAUCCUAAAUGGGGCAUGCUGACUCCCAACCUUCUGAAAAAGAAAGUAAGAUAGAAGUUGUCUCCAGGAGCACACACUGUAGCUAAGUUUGACGGGGCAGGGCAGAGAAACUGCAGCGAGGUCCAGAUUGGCUCCAUUGCUUUUGUUUACAGCGGAUGCACUUUCUGUGUCUGCUCCUGCUACUGGAGGCCCACUCUGCAGCAGGCAGCUGGGUCUGUCUGUGUACAGGCAGGACGGAGAAGGGUUAUGGCCCUGCUUAUAUAAGAUCCAACUUCUCACCAUCUCUGAAGCAGCCUUUGGCCCAUCAUCAACAAAAUUCAGGCCAGCUUUUUCAUGCAAAGGAGCAAACACACCCCACAUCCUCCCCUCCUGAGCCAGGAACUUCUCUGCCACUGAGGGCUGCUGUUGCCUAGUAACUGUGGCAAUUGCACUUACUCUAAAACCAAACCAAACACUUCCCCUACCCCUGCCCUUCUUGGUAGUUUUGUGAAUGGUCUAACUGCCUAAAACAGAGGAUCUUCCAACUGCCUAAAACAGAGGGUCAAGGUAUUAGGGUGGGCUACUUGGGGGAGACAGAAGUGUUCACUUUCUGAAUUUCAGCAGCACCAGGAUAUAUUUAGAGCAAACUCUAGUAAUGCUUUGAGAUUAAAUUACAUACAGGCUUAAUAUUUCUGUUGUCCACGCAAUUGGUGUUUGCUUUCUAGGGGGGGCCAGAUGCCACCUCCCGAUGGGUGACACCAUCUGACGGGUUCUCUCACGUCUUCCCAUUCACUCAUCCCCCUGCCCGUCAGUGACCAGCCCUGUGCAGUGCUUUGGGCUUGCCCUCUGACUUUCAGGGAUGACUCUGCGGGGUUUCCCUGUGGUCUGUAGUUUAAAAGGAUGUCUGCAUUCACUGCCACCCAGAAAAAGGGAAUUUUAGGCUUUUGAGGCCUGAGGGCUCUGUGACUCAGGAAGACGGCCAAAGGUUGGGGCAGGGAGGCUGGGAUAAUACCUUCUAAGAUAGGGAAUUUCCUCCUCAAAGUGGGGUGAGUCUUAUGGAAAACUGCCUCUUAUGGAGAUGUUCCCCCGGGACACUUCAAACUUACUUGGCCUCCAAAGAACAGAGCAACCAUAUCUCCCACACAUGAAUGUCCUUGCAAGAGGGACUCUGGACAGACAAACUAUAAACUGCCAAGCUCCCAGGAGCCCAGUAGAUAACAACAUCACUCCAGAGAGCAUUUCCUGUUUCUGGAAUUCCAUUAGAGACCUUUCAUGAAGAAGAGGAAAAGGAAAAACUUGAAUUGUGUUGAAUUACUGUAUCUUUUACUUUUCUCGUAAGAUAAACUUGUAAAUAGAGUAAUUUGAAAUACUAUA
Messenger RNA from Chinchilla lanigera (long-tailed chinchilla), 4164 nucleotides. RefSeq names its product Rho GTPase activating protein 26 (gene Arhgap26). Gene Ontology annotation, cellular component: cytoplasm. The record is from RefSeq and is a predicted model, not a curated record. Gene Ontology annotation, biological process: signal transduction. Gene Ontology annotation, molecular function: GTPase activator activity; protein binding. Lineage: Eukaryota; Metazoa; Chordata; Mammalia; Rodentia; Chinchillidae.